AAACUCACGUGGACCCGUAUAAUUAUUUCCGUGGCCUUGGUUCUUAUGGGUAACAAAACUUUUAAUCGAUUCAAUACCAUGACACGUCUUCAUUUUUAUUCUGGUUACUAUUUGGCGAUUUUAUACAGCUUAACAAACUAACAUGGGAUUAAAAUAGUGAAGAUUCUAGACCUUUAACUUUCUGACCUCCGUAGAACCUUGGUAGCGUAAAUGAAGUCGUCUAACCGCACCCAUAAACACGUGGUAAAGUGGUAAAGUAUUAAAGUGGGUAAGAAUUCAACUCUUGGACACGCAUGUUGUCAUACAAAGAAGGAAAUUUUCUGUCUCCCAGCACUUGCCGCCACUCUGUUGCCCAAUGUUGUGUCAGACGGGAUGGGACAAUAACGCGAACCUUUCCUGCGCUGCUCCGCCACUGCAUUCCAAAGGUUCUGGUCGAGGUGACGCUGCAUUUUAAAGGACAUAAUUUUUCUAUUGUUCUAGUGACAGAUUAACAAGGUUCCUGGUUCAUUAACAGGAGCAACACUCGUGAGAACCUUGCUAAUCAUCUCUGUGACAUUUGAAAACAGUCGUGGUGAGGGUAAAAGCACUUCAGAUUACGUCCUCUGGCGGCAAACACUGAAGUCUCCCAUCAGUCUGAGGCGGAAAGGAAACGUGUGUGUGUGGGCGCGUGUGCAUUGUGUAUGUGUGUGCGUGUGCGUGUGUGUCGUCUUGUGUGUACAGCAAGAGAAACUAAAUUACACUCAAAUGCAACUCAUGGUGUUCAAAUGUGAUAAGGUGGAAGUGUGUUAUCCUUCCCCCAACUUCUGCUCCUCACAUUCCUCAUCUUGUUGCUGCUUGUGAAUCUCCUCCCUGCCGCCUCUCCGGACCACCUCGCCAUGGGUUCUCUAUACAGGGUGUGCAUGGCGGCGGCGGCGGCGGCGGUGGUGGUGGUGGUGGUGGUAACUCUCAUCCCAGGCACAGAAGGGCGAUUUAAUGUGGAUUUCUCAAACAUCACGCAGCCGGAGCAGAUGGAGGAGGUGCGCAGCUUUCAAGUGGAGUCCCUGCUGGCUGUCCCCUCCACCACCACCUUCACGCUCUUCCUCAAUGCGCAGGCCAGGGAAGGGCUGAUGCCAUGGCUGGGUGGCGGCGAGAGUGCAGCUGACAAGCCCGAACAGCAGCAGGAACAGGAAGAAAACACUCAACAGCAACAGCAGCAGCAAGAAGAACAACGGAUAACAGAACGAAAAGAAAAACAACAGCCUGAUAAAGGAAAAAAGAACAGCAACAGCAAGAACAACAACAAGAGUUACCUAUUCACAACAUCACAGCAGGUGUUCCUCAGCUCCCCCAGACAGCCUUAUCGGAGGGCAAUGAAAGCUUACCAGAGGAUCAGACUGCUGGGCGUCACUUCUUCGGCCUCUUAGAUCCCAGUCUGAAGGUCAACUUGGCGGGGGUGAAGGAGAAGGACCUGAAGGCAAUGCAGGAUAUCAUGCACUCUGUCUCCCAGGGUGUCGAUUCCUCCCUCCAGCCCAGCAAGGAGGACUUCUGGGAUGUGAUGCGUGUCCUCCGCCUCCUCAAGACUCAUCGCUGGUUGACUCCUGACAGCGUAGUGCAUCCGAGUGUAGGAGAAUUAGAGACAGUAUUUACUCACCUGCCGAAGCAAUUAGAGCAACACCUGAGGAACAUGACAAGGAGUAAAGAGGAGGAAGAAGAGGAGGAGGAGGGGGAGAAGAAGAAAGGAGAGGAUGCAAUGGAUGGGGGACGAGAGGAAGGGCGUGGAAGGAAGGAGUCUCUUUGGCCUCUCCAGGUAGAUUCGAGUCACCUUGAACACCUGAUGGCAAACGUUUUCUCAGGUACAAGGAACCCAGCCACGGACCCUUACGCCAAACUAGCAGCGGUCGUUUACAUCACCAAGACCUUCGAAUCUCUGGGCCUGAUGGUGGCGGAGCACGUGUUCUCUGCCGCCGAAUACCUCCUGUGGUAUUCUCAAGCUGUGGAAGGGAUCAACGUGGUGGGGGUGUUGCCGGGGCGUCACUGGGGAACUCCUGCCGACGAGCCUCUGGUGGUGGGAGCGCAUCUCGACACGGUUCCAGACACCCCAGGCCUGGACGACAACGGCUCCGGGCUGGCGGCUAUGCUGGAGGUUGCACGAACUCUCACCUCCAGCGGCUGUGCUUUUGACUUCACUGUUUUCUUCGUGGCGUUUGACCUUGAGGAGAUCGGGAUGCAAGGGUCGCUCAUGUUUAUCAAGGACUUCCUGGCGAGGACUGUAAUGGACCAGUUCGGCAUCACAACACUCACGGGCGCCAUCAUACUGGACUGUGUGGCCAACUGGGACCCCCGCCCGCUGUCCCAGGAGUUCCCGCCUUUCUCGGAGGGCCUGCUGCCGGAUGUCACCACCCGCGUCGCCAGCAGGAACAACACUGGAGACUUCGCCGCCGUCAUCUUUAGGAGCGAUGUUGACUCUCACCUCGCUGAAAGGCUGGAGAGGCACUACGGAGGGCUGGGGAGUGAUCAGUACCGUCUGGAGCUGCUCAAUAUAACGGAGCUUGGUAAGACGUUGCCUCAUGUGGAUGACUUGUACUAUCACCUCAACUUCCUCCGGUCGGACCAUCUACGUUUCUGGUACCUCAAUGACUCCGCCGUGCCCUUCACCAUCCCUGCCGUCCUGGUCACUGAUAUGGGACCUUACCGUGGACGCAUGAAGGAGUGUUACCAUAGCUACUGCGACGGACCUAUGGGGAGCGGCGUGGUUGACUUGGGUUUCCUGGCGAAGGUGACGCAGGCGGUGGUGUGGACGGUAGCUGAUUUGACGAAGGGAAGCUGCGGGUCACGGGGGCGUCUCUCUGUCUCCACGCUCUUCUCCAUCAUGACCAAACCUCAGGAAUCCGAUCAAGAGAGAAGUGUACCGCUGUCUACCGUGAAAGAGGCCCUUGACUUUUUACACUUCCUGGGUCUCAUGCAGCCGCCGCCUCCACACGCGUGAUAGAACAAGACAAGGCAACACAGCCCAACACAACGCCGCUAUUGAACCAAGCCGGAUAUACGAGAGAAUCAGAAGAGACCAUUUUUUGUAUCUAUAAGCAAAACAUUGACUUAAUCUCUUUCAUGUGUGUGCUUGUCUGCUUGCGUGCGUGUGUGUAUGUAUGUGUGUGUAUGUGUAUGUGUAUAGCGAUUCCACGUUACCAGAUGAUACUUACGGCGUGGUUUGAGUCUCAGAGGAAUAACACAACAUUUAUCCACGU
Portunus trituberculatus (swimming crab) is the source of this 3224-nucleotide messenger RNA. RefSeq lists its product as uncharacterized. The record is from RefSeq and is a predicted model, not a curated record. The transcript is spliced from 12 exons. Gene Ontology annotation, biological process: proteolysis. The coding region runs from base 1457 to 2965 and encodes 502 amino acids. Gene Ontology annotation, molecular function: metalloexopeptidase activity. Lineage: Eukaryota; Metazoa; Arthropoda; Malacostraca; Decapoda; Portunidae.